CAAAAUGACAAGUGACAUGUAUCAUGUAUACUACAUGUAAUAUUUCUACUUCAAAUUAUAAAAGUAUUUAUUAACUCUUUUUGUUAUACAAUUUUAACGAAUACGAGAGCAAUAUGAAGAAAAAGGUCCUAUUAAUGGGUAAAAGUGGAUCUGGCAAAACAAGUAUGCGGUCUAUAAUAUUUGCUAAUUAUAUUGCCAGGGAUACUAGAAGACUGGGAGCAACAAUCGAUGUGGAGCAUUCCCACGUUAGAUUUCUUGGCAACCUGGUCUUAAAUUUGUGGGACUGUGGAGGUCAAGAGGCUUUUAUGGAAAACUAUUUUGCAUCUCAGAGAGACAAUAUUUUCAAAAAUGUUGAGGUUCUUAUUUAUGUUUUUGAUGUAGAAAGUAGAGAACUUGAGCGAGAUAUGCAUUAUUAUCAAUCCUGUUUAGAAGCAAUUUUGCAAAAUUCUCCAGAAGCCAAGAUCUUUUGCCUUAUUCAUAAAAUGGAUUUGGUAGCCGAAGAUCAAAGGGACAUUAUAUUUAAAGAAAGAGAAGCUGAUCUAAAAAGGUUAUCAAGACCUUUAGAUUGUACUUGCUUCAGGACAUCAAUAUGGGAUGAAACUUUGUAUCGGGCUUGGUCAAGUAUAGUUUAUAUGUUAAUACCAAAUGUUAAAGAGUUGGAGAAUAGUUUGCAAAAAUUUGCUAGUAUUGUAGAUGCAGAUGAAGUUCUCUUAUUUGAAAAGGCAACUUUUUUGGUUAUAUCUCACUGUCAACGUAAGCAUCAUAGAGAUGUUCAUAGGUUUGAGAAAGUGUCAAAUAUUAUUAAACAGUUUAAGUUAUCCUGUUCUAAAUUAGCAGCACAGUUCCAAAGUAUGGAAGUUAGAAAUUCUGCGUUUGCUGCAUAUAUUGAUAUGUUUACCAGCAAUACUUAUGUUAUGGUAUGUAUGUCAGAUCCCCAAAUUCCAUCAGAAGUUACACUUAUUAAUAUAAAGAAUGCUAGAAAACACUUUGAAAAAUUAGAAAAAGUAUCUAGUUCUGCUCCUACACUAGGUCGUUAAGUUUUAUUUUUGUUAUUGUUAUUUGUGCCAAAUUGUUUUCAUACCUAUUUUGCUUUUUUCUUUUAUUCUCAAGUCAUAUUUAUUAUGCAUAAAUAUCAAGUCUGUUAGUUAUUAAUAUAAUUUUAUUUUUGUAUUAAGUAAUAAGUUAUGUAUUAAAACUGCAUGAAAUAUCUUCACAAACUGUAUU
This is a messenger RNA of Anoplophora glabripennis (Asian longhorned beetle), 1224 nucleotides long. RefSeq names its product ras-related GTP-binding protein A (gene RagA-B). The transcript is spliced from 3 exons. Bases 114 to 1037 code for a protein of 307 amino acids. Gene Ontology annotation, biological process: positive regulation of TOR signaling; cellular response to starvation; cellular response to amino acid stimulus. Gene Ontology annotation, cellular component: Gtr1-Gtr2 GTPase complex; nucleus; lysosome. The record is from RefSeq and is a predicted model, not a curated record. Gene Ontology annotation, molecular function: GTPase activity; GTP binding. NCBI's taxonomy places the organism in Eukaryota, Metazoa, Arthropoda, Insecta, Coleoptera, Cerambycidae.